GGAGGGGUGUGCGCCUUGUGACGCGGCGUUGGUUCCUCUCAGGUCCUGUAAGCAAAUGUAAAAGGCCUCCUAGUAACGCUCAUGAUCCAUUCUUUAUCAUAGUUUGGUAGAGUUGUGUUAAACAUGUCAGGAAGAGGCAAAGGCGGUAAAGGACUCGGGAAAGGAGGCGCCAAGCGUCAUCGUAAAGUUUUGCGCGAUAACAUCCAGGGAAUCACCAAACCCGCCAUCCGUCGUCUCGCUCGUCGUGGCGGUGUCAAGCGUAUCUCCGGUCUGAUCUACGAGGAGACCCGCGGAGUGUUGAAGGUGUUUCUGGAGAAUGUGAUCCGCGAUGCCGUCACCUACACCGAGCACGCCAAGAGAAAGACCGUGACCGCCAUGGAUGUUGUGUACGCGCUGAAACGACAGGGACGCACCCUGUAUGGCUUUGGAGGUUAAACUCUUGAAAUCAGGAAAAACUACACCAACCCAACGGCUCUUUUAAGAGCCACCCACUCUGUCACAUAAAGAGUCCAAUGUUUUGCCCGUGUCGACCACACAUUUAACUAUAAAAUGUUCUUUUUUUGUGUGUGUGUGUUUUG
Messenger RNA from Ctenopharyngodon idella (grass carp), 578 nucleotides. RefSeq names its product histone H4. Gene Ontology annotation, molecular function: DNA binding; protein heterodimerization activity; structural constituent of chromatin. Lineage: Eukaryota; Metazoa; Chordata; Actinopteri; Cypriniformes; Xenocyprididae. Gene Ontology annotation, cellular component: nucleosome. The transcript has a single exon. Gene Ontology annotation, biological process: nucleosome assembly. Bases 124 to 435 code for a protein of 103 amino acids. The record is from RefSeq and is a predicted model, not a curated record.